CUUCUUCCCGGUGCCCGUCAGAUCCGUGCCCCGCAGAGAGGCCCGCGCGGACCCUCCCGCCGAGCCGGCCCCUCCCGGCCCAGGAAUGGUUUCUAACUGGACCAAGAUUCCUCCACCGCUCUUCAAAAAAGUUGUCAUUGUGCUGAUAGAUGCUUUGAGAGAUGACUUUGUGUUUGGAUCCAAAGGUAAACAGUUCAUGCCGUAUACUACUCAAGUUGUUGAAAAAGGGACUUCCUAUAGUUUCAUUGCUGAAGCCAAGCCACCCACUGUGACCAUGCCUCGAAUUAAGGCUUUGAUGACAGGUAGCAUACCUGGUUUCAUCGAUGUUGUUGUGAACCUCAAUUCUCCAGCUCUGUUGGAUGACAAUCUGAUAUGGCAAGCAAAAACAGCUGGGAAAAGAAUAAUAUUUUAUGGUGAUGAUACUUGGGUCAAAUUGUUCCCAAAGCACUUUGUGGAAUAUGAUGGAACAACAUCAUUUUUUGUGUCAGACUUUACAGAGGUUGAUGAUAAUGUUACCAGACAUUUGGAUAGAGUGUUAAAGAGAGAAGACUGGGAUCUGCUAAUACUGCAUUACCUGGGGUUGGACCAUAUUGGUCAUAUGACUGGGCCAAACAGCCCAUUAGUGGGACCAAAACUUCGUGAAAUGGAUAACAUAUUGAAGAAGAUUCAUAUUUCCCUUCUUUCAAAGGAGGAAGCUUCUCUGCCCAAUUUGUUAGUUGUUUGUGGGGAUCAUGGGAUGUCUGAAACAGGCAGUCAUGGUGGUUCUUCAGAAGGAGAAGUGCACACACCGCUGCUGUUUAUCAGCUCUGCUUUUGAGAAGAGAAGUGCUCCUCUAGCCCAACCUGAACAUGUGCAGCAAACAGAUUUAGCUAGCACAUUGGCAAUAGGUCUUGGCCUUCCAAUUUCAAGAAACAGUGUUGGGAACCUUAUAUUGCCAGUUGUUGGAGGCAAGACAAUGAGAGAACAGCUACGUUUCAUGCACUUGAAUGGGUUCCAGCUUAGCAGAUUGCUGCAAGAGAAUACACCUGCAUAUGAAAAAGAUCCUGGAUAUGAAUAUUUUAAGAUAGCAGAAAAAUCCCAUGGUAAUUGGAUCAAACUGUAUUUAGAGGGGAACAAUUCAGAAAUACUCUUAAAUCUUGGCAAGAAGAUCCUGAAGCAAUACCUGGAGGCCCUCAAGACUUUGAGUUCCUCAUUAAGCAAACAAGUGGCACAAUAUGACAUGUAUUCAAUGAUGGUGGGGACUGUGAUCAUUAUGGAGGUUCUGCUACUACUUUUGCUCAGUGUUCCAAAAGCCCUGAGUAAGCGAGCAGAAUUUGAAGUGCCCCUCUCCCCUCCACUGUUCUCUCUGCUGUUUUACUUGAUGUGUCUAAUGCUGUGUGCUGUACAUGUCAUUGUAUGCACAUCGGCAGAAAGUUUGUGCUAUUUCUGCAGUAUGUCCUGGUUAACAGCAGUUGGAGUGAUGAUGCUGAUUUCUGCACUCAUGUGUGGUAUUUUAUCUGCUAUAGCAAAGAUCUUGGAGAAUUCCAGACUUCCAGUGAAGAAUCCUACUGUGUCCAGUUCUAGCUGGUCAGAAGUAGAUGUGCUGAUUCUGGCUGGAACUAUUGGCCAUGUUUUGAGUUUGGGGGCAAGCAGUUUUAUAGAAGAGGAACAUCAGACCUGGUAUUUUCUUAUCAAUACACUUUGUUUGGUGCUGUGUCAGGAACUUUGCAGAAAUAAUUUUCUUUUGAAAGAAUGUGACCCUCAACUUGGCACCAGUGUGAAACAAAAUUUUGAUAGUAUUGGGGAAGUCUCCGAGUGCAAGAAUAUAGACAUUCCAGCAGCAAGUAAUUCAAAACUGGGCAAGGCCACCUCUUCAUCUGAAUUCAUAAAAGGAUCAGAUAAGUGGAUAAGUUUAGCAACUCCAUGGAUCAUCCUUAUUUGCUGUCGGCUGCUUCGAUCCUUGAAUCAGACAGGUGUCCAGUGGGCUCAUCGGCCAGACUUUGGACACUGGUUGACAAGCUCUGAGCAUAAAUCUGAACUCUCCUUCUUGGCUGCAGUCUCCCUUCUUAUGAUCUUCUUUCUGGUUCAAAGAAGAUGCUCCCUGGUUUCAAAAAUUGCUAUGGCACUCGGGCUCCUGGGAGUCUACAGUUACCGGGCAGCUAUUGGAAAUGUCAUAUUUCCAUGGCAACAUGGUGGCAAAGAUAUUUCAAAGGGGAUUACUGAAGCCCGUUUUGUUUAUGUCUUUGUUCUUGGCAUAGUCUUCACUGGCACUAAAGAUUUACUAAAGUCACAGGUUAUUUCUGCAGACUCCACCACGAAGAGCACAGGAUUAUGGGAAGUAUAUAGCGGAUUGGUUCUACUAGCAGCUCUUCUAUUUAGACCUCACAAUUUACCAGUCUUGGUGUUUUGUCUGCUGAUUCAGACAAUGAUGACAAAAUAUAUUUGGAUACCUUUGAAAUUUGAUGCAGCACAGAUUACUAUCAUGCACUACUGGUUUGGUCAAGCUUUCUUCUAUUUUCAGGGGAAUUCAAAUGGCAUUGCUACUGUGGACAUUUCAGCAGGUUUUGUGGGACUAGACAGCUAUGUGGAGAUACCAGCUAUUUUCCUCACAGCAUUUGCAACAUAUGCAGGACCUUUCCUUUGGGCCAUCCAUCUGCUGUGCUACUUGAGUUCUGAAGUUAGCAGGAAUUCUGCAGCAGUGGGUCACGGCUGUUUCUGCUACGCUUUAAUGCGUUCAAUUCCAGUUGCCAUCUACGUUAUUUUGGUAACAGGUCUGCGCUACCACCUGUUCAUAUGGAGUGUCUUCUCGCCAAAGCUACUGUAUGAGGGAGUGCAUGUGUUCAUCACAGCUGCUGUCUGCCUGUUCUUCACAGCAAUGGAUCAGAACCACUCUUACAUAAAAGUGCAAGACUGAAAAUAAGUGUGGUAUGUGACUCUGCGUUACGAUGUCCAGUGUGCCACUGGAAUGGAAGAAGGAAAAUACUGGCUUUAAAUUGUUGUGCAGAUUUUGAAGAGUAAAUUGUUAAAAGAGUUGUUUCUUUUAGUUAAGAUUAGUUUUGUGUUAAAACUGAGUUUUCUUUAAAAAUGUUGAAUUGAAAUACACUGUUUUUUCAUGGAUACCUUUUGCUCUGUAGCUGUCAUUAUAGCACUUUCCAAAUAACAGAAUGGUGAUAUUACAUGUUUUGAAUUAAAAAAUAUACAUCUUAAUAUAAAUACAGACCAGUGCCUUGUGGGCACUGAAAAAAUCUUGUGUGCAUACAAUUUUUUUACCUUCUUAGACUAUAGAAUCCUAAAAAAUGUGCAGGUACUGUUCAAAAGAUCCUGAAUCCAUUAGCCUCAGGGUGUUUUUAUGUUUGUUUUCUUUCUAGUGGAUGCAUUGAAAUUAUUAUUAAAUUUUUAUUGUACAAGCAUUCCAGGUAAGAGAUUUUGUUUGUUUUGCAUAGGCAGAAAGCAUUUCUGCUUAAAAGCAGUAUUUUUCUUUGUAAGAUGAGUGCAAUCAUUAUUUGUAAUGGAUUUUGAUCUGCACUUCAGACAAUGAAUAUGAAAUACUUAUUGUCUAACAAAGUAAUGAAUCUUCUGACGAGUCCAUUCGCUGCUCAAAUGUUGUUUUUCCUUAUCAAUGUAUAAAUUAUAAAUCAGGUUGGUGCAGCCAUACUGAACAUUUGAUCACGUUUUCCACACAUGGGUGUGAAGCUGUGAGCAGCGAACAGGAAAACAGUUUAAUGGAUUAAGUUACCAGCAGAAUAAAAGGCGUAAAAGGUG
Messenger RNA from Cyanistes caeruleus (blue tit), 3741 nucleotides. RefSeq names its product phosphatidylinositol glycan anchor biosynthesis class G (EMM blood group) (gene PIGG). Gene Ontology annotation, cellular component: endoplasmic reticulum membrane. The record is from RefSeq and is a predicted model, not a curated record. NCBI's taxonomy places the organism in Eukaryota, Metazoa, Chordata, Aves, Passeriformes, Paridae. Gene Ontology annotation, biological process: GPI anchor biosynthetic process.